This is a messenger RNA of Dufourea novaeangliae, 4951 nucleotides long. It is a transcript of the gene jar, whose product is annotated as myosin heavy chain 95F. Bases 69 to 3824 code for a protein of 1251 amino acids. Gene Ontology annotation, biological process: actin filament organization; endocytosis; vesicle transport along actin filament. NCBI's taxonomy places the organism in Eukaryota, Metazoa, Arthropoda, Insecta, Hymenoptera, Halictidae. Gene Ontology annotation, molecular function: actin filament binding; ATP binding; microfilament motor activity. Gene Ontology annotation, cellular component: actin cytoskeleton; cytoplasm; endocytic vesicle. The record is from RefSeq and is a predicted model, not a curated record. The transcript has 18 exons.
CGCCAGUUGCGUGUCGGACUUCGUGCUGACUGUGUCGUUACUGUUUCCCGGUUUGAGCGUUGGCCGGUAUGGAGAACCAACAGGUGUGGGUCCGGGACCCCCAGGAGGGUUUCAUAAUCGGCAAAUUCGUGGACAUGGUCGACGGGGAUGCGCUGAUCAUGCCAUUGGAUGUGAAGUAUCCGCAUCGUACUUGUCAUCUGGAUGAAGUAUAUCCCGCCGGGGAGUACACCAAAGACGUCGAGGACAAUUGUGCUCUGAUGUACCUGAACGAGGCCACGCUAUUAAACAAUAUACGGACACGUUACUUCAAAGACAGAAUAUACACCUACGUCGCUAAUAUCUUGAUCGCGGUGAACCCCUACUGCGAGGUGAAAGACCUGUACUCGCCACAGACUAUCAAAGCGUAUCAAGGAAAGUCCUUGGGAGAAACACCGCCCCAUGUUUUCGCUAUUGCUGACAAAGCAUUCAGAGACAUGAAAGUGCUGAAACAGUCCCAAAGUAUCAUCGUGUCUGGUGAAUCCGGAGCUGGCAAGACUGAAUCUACGAAGUAUCUGCUUCGUUAUCUUUGCGACUUGUGGGGUUCGACGGCUGGACCGAUCGAGCAGAAAAUUUUAGACGCGAAUCCUGUAUUGGAGGCGUUUGGAAAUGCAAAAACCAAACGAAACAACAACAGUUCCCGUUUCGGGAAAUUCAUGGAGGUGCAUUUCGAUUCGAAAUGUCAGGUGGUCGGCGGUUACAUAUCCCAUUAUCUUCUCGAGAAGUCGAGGGUGUGCCUUCAGAGUCCCGACGAGAGGAACUACCACGUUUUUUACAUGAUGUGUGCCGGCGCGCCGCCAGAACUUCGAGCGAAACUUGGUAUCACGAAACCGGAUGAUUUCCAUUACUUGAGGAACGGUUGCACCCAGUACUUUUGCAACGAGGACUCGGAGAAAAAACUGAACGACGUUCAGAAGAGCCGCGAUCAGGUCGGGAAAGGUAGCUUGCACGAUCCGAUUCUGGACGAUGUCGAGGGUUUCAACGCCAUUGACCAGGCGUUAACACGGCUCGGUUUGAGCGAGGCAGAAAGAAUGGAAAUUUAUACAAUGGUGGCUGCGGUACUUCAUCUUGGGAACAUUAUGUUCGAAGACAAUCCCGAGGACACGAAAGGUGGAUCCAGGAUAUGUGCUAUUUCUGAGAAAGCAGCGCUGAUGUCUGCCAAGUUAUUGGGCGUCGAUCCGGAAGAGCUUAGACAAGCUUUGGUCUCGAAGGUCAUGCAGACUAGUCGUGGCGGUAUUAAAGGAACUGUUAUUAUGGUUCCACUGAAGGUUUAUGAAGCCAAUAACGCCAGGGACGCUCUGGCAAAAGCUAUUUAUAGCAAACUGUUUGAUCACAUUGUAGGCCGUAUCAAUAAAAGCAUUCCUUUCAAGGCCUCGAGUUACUACAUUGGUGUCUUGGAUAUUGCUGGAUUCGAAUAUUUCAAGGUGAACAGUUUCGAGCAAUUCUGCAUAAAUUAUUGCAACGAAAAGUUACAACAGUUCUUCAACGAGCGAAUUCUGAAGUACGAGCAAGAUCUUUACGCGAGAGAGUCCCUCAACGUGCCUAAGAUAUCUUAUGUCGACAACCAAGACUGCAUAGAUUUAAUCGAGUCAAAAAACAUGGGCAUUUUCAGUCUGCUGGACGAAGAAUCGAAGCUGCCCACGCACAGUUUCGCGCAUUUCACCAGCGAAGUCCAUCGUGUCUGGAACGGCCAUUUUCGAAUAACCUUGCCGCGAACGUCGCGUUUGAAGGCGCACAGAGAGCUGCGUGACGACGAAGGAUUUGUGAUUCGUCAUUACGCCGGCGGUGUCUGUUAUCAAACGAAUCAAUUCAUCGAGAAGAACAACGAUGCGCUGCACGCAUCGUUAGAAGCUUUAAUUCAAGAAAGUAAUAACAAGUUUCUUAGGACUCAAUUCGCCAACAACUCCAGUCAGAAAGGGAAACUCACGUUCAUCAGCGUCGGCAGUAAAUUCAAAACCCAGUUGGGGGAGCUAAUGGAUAAAUUAAAGAACAAUGGUACAAACUUUAUUCGUUGCAUCAAACCGAACAACGACAUGGUCGCUCACCACUUCGACGGAAACAGCAUUUUGGGACAGCUUCGUUGUUCCGGCAUGACGUCCGUGUUGGAGCUAAUGGAGCACGGUUAUCCCAGCCGAGUCCCGUUCCAGGAACUCUACAACAUGUACAAAUCUUAUCUCCCGCCGGAGUUAGCCUCCCUGGAUCCCAGGUUCUUUUGCGAGGCGUUGCUUCACAGCUUGAAACUGAACAAGAAAGACUUCAAGUUUGGGAUCACCAGAGUGUUCUUCAAACCGGGAAAAUUCGCUGAGUUCGACAAGAUCAUGAAAUCGGACCCGGAGAACUUGCGGAAACUGGUGGCGAACGUGAAGAAGUGGCUGCUGAAGUCUCGAUGGAACAAAAUGCAGUUCUGUGCUCUGUCUGUGAUCAAACUGAAAAAUAAGAUCAUUUAUCGUAGGUAUCAUCUGAUCAUUCUCCAGAAGACAGCGAGGAUGUACAUAGCCAAGAAGCAACAUCGACCACGCAUAAAAGGUGUCCUGAAGAUCAAGAAUCUAAAGGCGCAAUUGGUUGGUAUGGAGGAGACGUCGAAGCAGUUGAAGAACCGCGAGAAGUCCAUGAACGAUAUAAAGAGACUCCAGGAUGAUUUAGAGGCAGCGAUUAAACGGAUCAAGGACAACGAGAGAAUAAAACCGGCUGCGAUAGACUCCCUUUACACGAACUUGGUUAAUCAGGUUAACAUGCAAAUGGCGUCGCUACAGGACAUGGUCAGGCAACAGAAGAUCGCCGAGGAGCAGGCGAAGUUGAGGAAGAUUCAGCAGGAGUUGGAGCUUGAGAAACACAGAAAGGAGGAGGAGGAACGGAAGAAAAGGGAGGAGGAUGAAAAUAGGAGGAGGAAACAUGAUAUUGAGACGAGGAGAAAGGCGGAGGAAGUACAGAAAAGAAAACAAGAGGAGGAGGACCAGAAAGCUGCUGAAGUACUCCAUGCGCAAUUAGAGAAAGAAGCACUGGAAGAAAGCAGAUUCCGUGAAUUAUUGGAACAAGAAAGAAGGGAUCAUGAAUUGGCGGUCAGAUUGGCCCAAGAAUCGAAUGGACAGGUCGAAGACUCACCCCCGCCUGUACGAAGCGGUUCCGAUGUACGAGUACCGUCGAACAACAACAGGCUAGCAAGGUCCGAGCAAGUGCGCAAUAAUCAGGCAGCCAUGGCCAACAAGAAGUAUGAUUUAUCUAAGUGGAAAUACUCUGAACUGCGGGACGCUAUAAAUACAUCCUGUGAUAUCGAGUUGUUGGAGGCUUGUCGUCACGAGUUCCAUCGAAGACUGAAGGUUUACCAUGCGUGGAAAGCAAGGAAUCGUAGACGCACCACUAUGGACGAAAAUGAGAGGGCGCCAAAGUCUAUUAUGGAAGCUGCCGCUGUAUUUGUUUCAGCCGCUAAAACACCCAGGACUCCAAUGAAACAGACAAUAGUCGAGUCCUCGCAACGGUAUUUCCGAAUUCCUUUUGUGAGACCAGCUCCGAUUGGGCAGCAAGACAAUUCCCACACAUCUGGUAAAAGAGGAUGGUGGUAUGCCCAUUUCGAUGGUCAGUACGUGGCAAGACAGAUGGAACUUCACCCUGAUAAGGCACCGAUCCUAUUGGUAGCAGGUAUCGACGACAUGCAAAUGUGUGAAUUGAGCCUGGACGAGACUGGGCUGACCAGGAAACGCGGGGCCGAGGUGUUAGAACACGAGUUCAAUCGUGAGUGGGAGAAGCACGGCGGGAAGCCAUUUCUUCCUCCGUGCGACCGUAAGAAAUGAGAAUUCCUCGAGAUUGUUAUUAUACACAUACAGCUAAUUCAAUUCCUCACGAAUUGUUUAUUCGUCGACGGUCCGGUCCACUUCGAUGGUAAACACGCAGCACACAGUGCCUUGAAAUUGGUGCCUUUAGUGAGUGUAAGGCAAAAAUCCGUAGAAAGCACGGGGUGACGUUUAAUUGACUCUGUUCAUUGGAUUUAGUCGCGAAACUAUAUAGGAGUAGCUGGGGAGAUCCGUGGUGGAUCCAUGGAUCGAUCGAGAUUUCGUACACCCGGUGCGCGCGUUGUAAAAUAAACACAGUAUUUCGGUCCGUUUACACGGUACAGGAAAGAGCCGAUUCUUUGGCGUGAUAAUUUAGACUGCGGAUUCUAUGAAUUUAUCGCGUGUCUGCCGAGGGUAAAAUUAAAUUAGGUUUUCUAUUGCUUUUAACUUAAACGAUAUCUUUGUAAUUGCGUGAGAGGUGAAUUCAGUAUUCUUUCAAGAGUAAGGAUUCGCGUUAGCUUCCGCAGUCUAGUGAUAAAUUUUAAUAUUUCAGUAUUCGAGUUCUCGGUAUUCGCUAAAUCGAAUCGUAGAAUUUGCAUUAAUUGUUAACGUUGCGCAAGGAAGGAGGGAAUAUUCGUCGAGCAAAAGAUCUCAUUGAAUUUGAAUGAAUUCUUUUUCUUUCCGUUUUUUUGGGGGGGAGCUGGUGUAAUUAAGGAUAUCCGCCUUGUUAUUAACUUAUGGUAUUAAGGUUGAUUGUAAAGGCAGAUGGUAUUUGAAUAUAUAAAAUCAUCUUUAUACUUUGCAACGAAAACGACACUAUGGUUCCUUGGAUCAACACAGAGCUUUGUCGAAAACAACACGGUUUUUGAUUUAUUUAGCAAAGAUAUUUUUUAUUAUCGAUAAGGCAUAUUAUUGCACAUUUAAUUGCGAAUUGUAGGUACGCCAUGGCAGACGUAAAUGAUUGUUGCGAUGAAUAAAAAUUAUGUGCGUCUAUCACUUUUCCGACUACGAAUAAAUACGUAUUCAUCACAUCGCUUUCCCAUUAACACCAAUGCUCUUCGUAGAUCGUAGCAAAGUUGUUCGAGAGAUCACAUUAGGUUCUAUUAAUUAAGUUCAUUCAUGUCUCACGACUUCUGUAUGGUUAAGUG